GUAGUAGUUCUCUUUUCACUCUCAAUGCAACCAAUUCGCCCGUUGAGGGCGCCGUCGUUGCGGGUUGGAGGUCUUUUGUCUAGGUAAGCAGUUAUAUGUUUUUGCUGUGUUUUCACAAUGGCUCCUCUUUAUCCUGCAACUUGCAUGAUGAGACAUACCCUUCCAAUUACAGAACCGCUGCAUUGAAGCUUGGGAGUUUAUCUUCCAAGUUAUGAGUAACAAGGAAGCUUUAUGUCUUCUGAUUUAUCUUGUCUCUGUUAUUUAAUUGUAUGACUUGUGCCUGUUAGACAGUUUGCUAACGGCAUGUUCAGGACAGGACUUCCGAUUUCCCGUACAUCGCAGGCUUUCCAGACUUCUGGCAGGCUUGCUCGAGUAAUACAGCACACUCAUGCACCUCUGGUACAAACAAGGCAGAACAGCGUCGAUGCGUAUCCUGAGAAGGCGUUCAAGAGGCGUGUGCAACUGAUCGAAGAGGCUGUUGCUGAGCCGUAUCCCCGGCUCGCGUCAAACAAGAACACGGUGAGCUGUACGGAGUUUCGUGGCCGCUACAGCCAUCUAGCAGAUAAUGAAAUAGUAGAGGAUGAUACAGUUGUUAUUAAUGGUAGGGUACGUACCUUAAGACUUGUUGGAGGCAAUUUGAUAUUCUUCGACUUGCUUCAUGAUGGCCAUAAAAUUCAAGUUAUGUGCAAUCGUCGUCGAUUGAAGGAUAUCCCUCCGGCGACCUUCAAGCAGUUCUACCGGAUGCUUCGGCGUGGCGAUGCCUUCUCCGUAACGGGUAAUCCUCACCGGACUGAACGAGGCGAGCUUACGCUCCUGGCGACUGAAUUGCCGCAGCUGCUGUCGCCCUGUCUGCAUGAUAUUCCGGUUGAUGCCCAGGGGCAGGAGAACUCGCCGUAUCCCCGACAUGUUCAGUUCCUUGCGGACCCAGAGACAGUAAACGUCAUCAGAGCUAGAUCGGCAGUUGUCCAGUAUCUUCGCCAGUUCUUUGUCGACCGGUUGUUUAUGGAGGUUAAUACGCCCAUCAUUGAAGCGGUUGCUGGCGGUGCAAUUGCCCGUCCCUUCCAUACUACAGCCACCGAGUUUCCAGAUCGUCAAUUGUCGUUACGGAUUGCGCCGGAGCUCUGGUUGAAGAGGUUGGUGGUAGGAGGGUUCGACCGGGUUUUUGAGAUUGGACCUUCGUUCCGCAAUGAAGGCCUCGACAAAACGCACAAUCCCGAGUUCACCACUUGCGAGUUCUACCACGCCUACGCCAACCUGGAGGAUCUCAUGACCACGACCGAGCAGCUACUUUCGGGCCUGGCUGAACACCUUACUGCUUUCCACAAAUCGUCCCCCUUCAAGAAGCCUAAUCAGGAAGACACACCUCUGCCGUUUUCCCAUCUCAACUUCUCUGCGCCCUUCCGCCGACUCGACUUCAUCACCUCUAUCGAGCAGAGCAUCGAGCAGAAGCUGCCAGACCUCACGUCUCCCGAUGCUCUGGACCAGGUGAAGGCGAUCUUCCGUGACCGCAACCACGCACUUCCCGACAAAGUGACCCUCCCCCGGCUGCUGGACGAGCUCUGCAGCAUCUACGUCGAACCCCAGUGCAUCGACCCGACCUUCAUCGUCAACCCGCCCGAGUGCUUGUCCCCUCUAUCAAAAUCCUUCAUCCACCCCACCACCAACCAGCGCGUCGCCGCCCGCGGAGAGCUUUUCAUCGAGGGCCGCGAAGUCGUGAACACAUAUGAGGAGGAAAACUCGCCGUUCGAGCAGCGCCGCAAGUUCGAAGACCAGGUCCGGUACAGCAAGCAGGCCGACGAGGCGGAAGAGAUCGAUGAGAGCUACUUGAAGGCGCUAGAAUGGGGUCUCCCUCCGACUGGCGGCUGGGGGUGCGGUAUUGACCGUCUCUGCAUGUUGUUCACUGGAAUAACGAGAAUCGGGGAUAUUCUGCCUUUUGGCAACUUGCGCAAAGUGACCACCCGUGCUGAUGCAGCGGCUGAAGGCCAGGCUGCUGAAGGAAAGGAGAUCUAGACAGCGCUCAGUGAAUGGGAGACACGAUGACGCGUCUUGCGGCGGCACUCUCAUUGGUCCGUUGCAGGCGAGUGGAUUUUCGCGAUUCUUGCAAGAUCUCGCCAUGAGUGUCGCUCGACGUUCACAGUCUUGCUCGACUGCUGAACUGGAAACUAAAUGGAGUCAGAAAGGCUCCAACUGCAGCUAUGCAGCAUAGCUGCCUGUACAUUACAUGAACCUUAUGUUAUAGUAACCACACAAUCCACCUCUCCAAUGUACAUACCCACAAUCCAGAUAUCACAACUCUUAAC
This is a messenger RNA of Aspergillus piperis CBS 112811, 2300 nucleotides long. RefSeq names its product putative lysyl-tRNA synthetase. Gene Ontology annotation, molecular function: ATP binding; tRNA binding; lysine-tRNA ligase activity. Gene Ontology annotation, biological process: mitochondrial lysyl-tRNA aminoacylation. The coding region runs from base 304 to 2010 and encodes 568 amino acids. The transcript is spliced from 4 exons. The record is from RefSeq and is a predicted model, not a curated record. Gene Ontology annotation, cellular component: cytoplasm; mitochondrion. Lineage: Eukaryota; Fungi; Ascomycota; Eurotiomycetes; Eurotiales; Aspergillaceae.